AUGCAGAAGACAGUUGAUCAAUAUACACAUGCACCCCCACAAACUCUCUAUCUAUCUAUCUAUCUCUGUCGAUCUGUGUCUUACCUUUUCUUUCUUCCUUCUUUCGUUUCGUUUCUUUCUUUCUUUUUCUUUCUUUCUUUCUUUCUUUCUUUCUUCACUUUCUUUUUUGUUUUGUUAAUCUUUAACCGUUGCAACUGUUUUGCAUUUUCUUCUCGUUUUUCUCAUCUUUUUUCCCUUCCCUUUCUUUUUUGCUUUACUACUUACUUUCACUACUUCAUUUCUCUCUUUCUUUUUUCUGUUUUGUCCUCCUUUCUUUUUCACUUUCUUUGUCUUCAUUUUCUCACUUAUCAAAUUUACUUCAUUUAUUCAUUCAUUUUCCUGUACCUGCCUUUUAUUUCUUUUUCUUCUUUAUCUCGAUCUUCUUUCUUUCUUUCUUUCUUUCUUUCUUUCUUUCUUUCUUUAUCUUCAUUUUUUUUGUGUGCUUACUGGUUUUCUUCCUAUUACCCCAGCCAUUUUAUUCUUUCUUUCUUUCUUUCUUUCUUUCUUUCUUUCUUUCUUUUGUUCAUCAGUUCACCUCCUCCUCUCCUUCUUUCUUAG
Acanthosepion pharaonis is the source of this 597-nucleotide messenger RNA. The record is from the annotation of a GenBank genome assembly. NCBI's taxonomy places the organism in Eukaryota, Metazoa, Mollusca, Cephalopoda, Sepiida, Sepiidae.